Messenger RNA from Closterium sp. Naga37s-1, 3954 nucleotides. The record is from the annotation of a GenBank genome assembly. Lineage: Eukaryota; Viridiplantae; Streptophyta; Zygnematophyceae; Desmidiales; Closteriaceae.
AUGGAUCCGUUUUCCCGCAGCAGCCGCGUGCGCCCGGCGCCGUUGCUUCGCGCGGCGGUGGUGCUGCAGGCGGCAGUGGCGCUCAUCGGCGCGCUUAUGGUCUUCCCCGUGCUCUCCGACGCCGCCUCCGUCGUCGACGUCUACAGAAUGAUCCAGUACGAUCUGGGCGGCGCGCCGUUCGGGUCGCGCAAGGCGUCGUUCAGCCUGUACGCGUCGUCGGGGCUGGCCACGUCAGCAGCAUCGGAGGCGGAUCUGAUGCGCGCCGUGAUCGUGAUGCCGAUCCAACGGAUCAACUUCACUCUCCUCGAUGAGGUGGUGGCGGGAUCCCGCAAAGUGGGAGGGCUGCUCUUCAUCCUGCCACGUCACUUCAGCUCCUCGCUGCCAGAUGGCGGUCAGGGAGAGGACGACGAUGCGGACGAUGACGCCAGCAAGACCGGGGCAGGAGAGGGCGCGGAGGAGGUGAAGGAGCACCUGGAGGUGGUGGCGCGGCUAGAGGAGCGGCUAUUGGAGGCCAACAUACCGAAGAGCAAGGCCAGGGCAGGAGGGGGCGCGGGGGAGGUGAAGGAGCAUGUGGAGGUGGUGGCCAGGCUAGAGGAGCGGCUGCUGGAGGCCAACAUACCGCUAGAGGAGCGGCUGCUGGAGGCCAACAUACCGGUGAGUGAGCAACUGGUCAGUGCUUGUCAUGAAGAAGAGCAAGGCCAGGGCAGGAGAGGGCGCGGGGGAGGUGAAGGAGCAUGUGGAGGUGGUGGCGCAGCGCAGCUAGAGGAGCGGCUUCUGGAGGCCAACAUACCGGUGCCUGUGUAUUUCGCUGUUGACAAUGCUGAGCUGUCAAAGCUGGCGGCUGACGUGGAGAGCAACGACAGGGCGGGCAAGCCAGCAUCGGCCACCAAUGGCGGCUUCAAGCUAGUGGUGACAGCGGGCGAGCCCCGCAAGCUGCCAGCCUCCUCGCCCCUACCGGCCAUGGAGGCAUGGCUGUACGGCGACGCGCAGGCGCAGGGGCAGGGGCAGGCGCAGGGCGGGAGGAGGGAGGCGCUGCCCAUAGUGGCCGUGGUGGCACCACUUGACACCUUCGGCCUCGUGCCUGUGAGCCCCCUGCCUCCUCUCAGCCCCCUGCCUCCUCUCAGCAUUGCACUCCCACGCCUCUCCUCUACCCUCCCGCUUCUCGCUCCUGCUCACGCUCCUCCCUUCCGUCCUACAGAGUCCGCUGCCCCUCGUCGUGCUCUAUCAGCCUUCCAUCCCUUCCAUGCCCUCCGCCACCUCCCCUUCGCUCCCUCACAUCAAUCGCUCGCGUCCGGCCCUGCCAGCAGUGCCAGCGGGGUAGCGGCGGUGCUGCAGCUGCUGCGCCUCUUCUCACGCCUGUUUGCGCUGCUGCCCUCCGCGCGUCCGCCCUUCCACCUGCUCUUCCUGCUCUCCUCCGGGGCACCCUUUAACUUCGACGGCACUCGCCAGGUGGGCGUGGGCGCAGGCAGGCAGGGGGGUUGGCUGGCCUCGCUGGACCAGAGUGUGCAGGACCGCCUCGAGUUUGCCAUCUUGGCUGGCCUCGCUGGACCAGAGUGUGCAGGACCGCCUCGAGUUUGCCAUCUGUCUGCCCUUGGUCCAUCCUACCACUAUGCCCUGCUCAGUUCGUACCCCCCAAUCCCCCCCUCGCUCCCUCCCCCCCAGUGGCUGGCCUCGCUGGACCAGAGUGUGCAGGACCGCCUCGAGUUUGCCAUCUGUCUGCCCUUGUGGCUGGCCUCGCUGGACCAGAGUGUGCAGGACCGCCUCGAGUUUGCCAUCUGUCUGCCCUUGUGGCUGGCCUCGCUGGACCAGAGUGUGCAGGACCGCCUCGAGUUUGCCAUCUGUCUGCCCUUGUGGCUGGCCUCGCUGGACCAGAGUGUGCAGGACCGCCUCGAGUUUGCCAUCUGUCUGCCCUUGUGGCUGGCCUCGCUGGACCAGAGUGUGCAGGACCGCCUCGAGUUUGCCAUCUGUCUGCCCUUGUGGCUGGCCUCGCUGGACCAGAGUGUGCAGGACCGCCUCGAGUUUGCCAUCUGUCUGCCCUUGUGGCUGGCCUCGCUGGACCAGAGUGUGCAGGACCGCCUCGAGUUUGCCAUCUGUCUGCCCUUGUGGCUGGCCUCGCUGGACCAGAGUGUGCAGGACCGCCUCGAGUUUGCCAUCUGUCUGCCCUUGUGGCUGGCCUCGCUGGACCAGAGUGUGCAGGACCGCCUCGAGUUUGCCAUCUGUCUGCCCUUGUGGCUGGCCUCGCUGGACCAGAGUGUGCAGGACCGCCUCGAGUUUGCCAUCUGUCUGCCCUUGUGGCUGGCCUCGUUGGACCAGAGUGUGCAGGACCGCCUCGAGUUCGCCAUCUGUCUGCGCGCCAUUGGUGCAGCGCCAGGGGCCGGGGAGGGGGGCAGUGGGCUGCACCUGCACGCAUCGCGGCCUCUCAAGGACCCCACCAUCCGCGCACUCUUCCACGUGAGUCCCCAUGGUGCACCACCGCUUGCUCCACGUCCCCUAGCAUUGAGGUGUAUUUUGAGGCGCCGCAAAGUGCAUGCGUCGCGGCCUCUCAAGGACCCCACCAUCCGUGCACUCUUCCACGUGAGUCCCCAUCGUGGAGCCCUGCUCGCUCCCCGUCACCUCCCCUCCCACCCACUGCCCUUCCUCCAUGCUUCCCCUGCGCCCCCCCUCCGCCGCUCCUCCUGCCCUCAUUACGUUCUGCCUCUCUUUCCCGUACCAUCCACUCCCCCAUCGCUCCCCUCGCUCCCCUGCCUCCCUCCGCAGGGCCUGACUUCAGCUGGAGCAGCCGCUGACCCCCCAGCGUCCAUCGCCCAGGUGCACAUCUCGGACGCGUCGGAAAGUGAACAUCUCCGAUGCCUGUGUGCCGUGCUGCCUCUCUUUCCAAAUCCCACCCUUCUUUCCUCUGCCGCAGCAGCCGCUGAGCCACGGACCUCAGUCGCACUGGUGCACAAGAAGGGCCUGUCCUCUGCCGCAGCAGCCGCUGACCCACCCACCUCCAUCGCCCUGGUGCACAAGAAGGGCCUGUCUUCUGCCGCAGCAGCCGUGGACCCACCUAUCCCUGUCGCCCUGGUGCACAAGAAGGGCCUGUCCUCCGCUGCAGCAGCCGCGGACCCCCCAACCUCCAUCGCCCUGGUGCACAAGAAGGUGAACAUCUCGGACGCGCGCGUGCCGUGGCAGCACGAGCUCUUCUCGCGCCGCAAGCUCGUGGCCGCCUCGCUCUCCGCCCUGCCCUCUGCUCCGCGCUUCCUGCGCCACUGGGGCGGACUGGCUGACACCAGGUACCAAGGGGUGGGAAGGGGUGAAGGACUAGGCACGGGCAUGCAAGGGCAGGUAACAGCAUGGGAGCAAGCUCGUGGCCGCCUCGCUCUCCGCCCUGCCCUCUGCUCCGCGCUUCCUGCGCCACUGGGGGGACUGGCCGACACCAGGGAAUCAGUGGACGAGCACCAGUUGCUGGCUGCCACGCGCCUCAUUGCUGAAACCAUUGCGAGCCACAUAUUCAACAGCACCAGCACCAGCACCGCCAGUGCCAACCCGUCUGAGGGAGCAGCGGCAGCCGCUUCCCCCAUCGCCUUCUUCCCACCCAACUCCUCACUCGCUCCCAGCCUCCCCUACCUCUCUCACUGGCUCUCCCUCCUCUCCCGCGCGCCACGUGUCGCCCCGCUAUUGGCCAAGGACGACCCAAUAAUUGCCGCCAUCCAAGCGGAGAUGGCAUUGCAUGCGGACAAGGUGGAGGUGAGGAAAGCAGCGUUGGACCCGCACUACACGCUCUACUCCACGCCGCAUGCUCAUAUGCACGUCUACCAGGUGGCCAGCAUCACCUUCGAUUUAGUCACGUUCCUUGCAGUGGCCAUCUACCUCUCCUCCCUCUUCGUCAUCCUCCAUACAGCCACCAAGGGCUUUGAUGACCUGGUGGCGCUCUUUAAGGGCAAGCCCGCCUACCGCAAGGCAAAGCCUUCGUGA